Pyrus x bretschneideri (Chinese white pear) is the source of this 1731-nucleotide messenger RNA. RefSeq names its product deoxypodophyllotoxin synthase. The transcript has 3 exons. Gene Ontology annotation, molecular function: dioxygenase activity. The record is from RefSeq and is a predicted model, not a curated record. Lineage: Eukaryota; Viridiplantae; Streptophyta; Magnoliopsida; Rosales; Rosaceae. The coding region runs from base 88 to 1014 and encodes 308 amino acids.
AGCGUGUGUGUGUGUAUUAUAUACAUGGAUAUGCAGCUUAUCAACUCAUAGCCUCUUAGCUUGUGAGAACUGUGAAGAAAGUUAAACAUGACCAUGAGCACCCAAGCAGCAGCGGCCAAAAUUCCAGUGGUAGAUUUCUCCAUGGACGGCAUGAAGCCCGGGACAAGUUCUUGGCUCUCAAUACGCGAUGACGUUUGCCAUGCACUUGAAGAGCUUGGCUGUUUCAUAGCAAUCCUGCCCAACAAACUUCCUUUGGAGGAGCUCCACAACUCCUUCGCUGGUGCAUUGAAAGAGUUGUUAGAUUUCCCCAUGGACGUCAAAGUGCGAGACAAAAAAGGGGCCUAUUUAUCUAUCCAUCCUGCCCAUGAAGGCUUGGGGGUGCUUAAUAACACCUCUGAAGAAAUUCAGAAGUUCACUCGUCAUUUUUGGCCUAAUGGAAACGAUCUUUUUUGUGAGGGUGCACUUGAGUAUGCAAAAGCGAUGGAAGAACUGGAUCAAGUUGUGACAAGAAUGGUAUUUGAAAACUACAGUGUGGAGAAGUAUCAUGAUGCUCACGUUCAAUCAACUUCUUACCAUCUCCGGUUCAAUAAAUACAAAAAUCCCAAGAAAACUGGAAUGGACGUGGGGUUAAAACCUCAUACGGACAAUAGCUUCUCCUCCAUACUCCAUCAAAAUCAGGUCUGUGGUCUGGAGAUAUGUACAAAGGAUGGCGACUGGAUAGUUUUUUAUCCUCCGCCGUCAUCUGUUCUAUACCUAGCCGGAGAUGUAUUUCAGAUUUGGAGCAACGACAGAAUACGACCUUGUAGACAUAGAGUUUCGUUGACGGAAGAUGAACAAAGAUUCUCGAUUGGUCAAUUCACAUUUAUGAAAGAGGUGGUGAGCAUACCAAACGAACUCGUGGACGAGGAUCACCCUCGACUGUACAAGCCACUGGAACAUUUAGAAUUUUUCAAAGAAGUAAAAAUCAUUGACGGUAAGGCUGACCGUGUAAUCCAGGAAUACUGUCGCAUUUGAGUUCUUUGGUCCAAGGUCCAAGCAGCUGGUUCCUCUUUUAACUUUUAUUUUCUACUAUCAUGUAUUUUCUUUUCUUUUAUUGUUUCUUCCUUUUCAGUAAAUUAGUUUGCUAUCGUUAAAUAAAGAUGUUUUCUUGCAAGAGACCAUGUAACUUAAUUUGGUAAGAACAUCCUCCUUUACAUCUGUAGUCUUGAACGACCCUUCCAACAUUGUCGCUUGUAUUAAGGAAGAAAAAAAAAGUAGUUUUCUCAAUAAAGUAUUGUCGCAUUUGAAAUGACCCAGCACACGUUGAUUUUUCAUAGUAUUGGCUCUGGUGCUUCACCGUAUAAAUCAUUUACGAACCCAAAAGGAUUGUCAAAAUUCUAAUAGCCAUUGUCAAAUUCGUCACCAUGAAUUAAAGAAAACUAAACAAAGAAGAUCAAGAUUUAUGUACACCGGAUGGAAACCAAAAGAUCGCAUACAUAUUUCUUUGAUAACAGAAUCCUUACCACCUUGACCGAAGCGUCCUCAUUUGCAUUGCAUCGUCAACAAAAGUGAUGCCUUUAUUACACUAAUAGCUAAGUCCUUCUGAAACCUAGGAUUAGAUUUCAUGUCGAUAAAUUCAACUAGACAAGCCUUUGAAACCUUUUCACUUUCAAAUUCCCUUGUUAGCCUACUCUAUUAGGUGAUUACACAUGUAGCCAGAAACGUUCUGUGUAUCUCUACCAUUUAAUGUAU